Molecule: messenger RNA, 963 nt
Organism: Aureobasidium namibiae CBS 147.97
Lineage: Eukaryota; Fungi; Ascomycota; Dothideomycetes; Dothideales; Saccotheciaceae
Exons: 8
Coding region: 1-963 (320 amino acids)
Source: RefSeq, a predicted model, not a curated record
AUGAAUCCGAGGAACAUAUGUAUUCACAACAUUCUGACUAAAAUGGACCUGUCGGGUGCAGAAGAUGAGACGUCUUUGGCUUGGAUCGAGAGAUUUUUCAUCAAGACAUCUCUUAGCUGGCGCAACCAGAACAAGAGCCGCCCAUACGAUGCUGCAUUUCCGGCUGAGGUCGUGGAACUCAACCUAGACUUCCACCGAAAGCGUGUCUCGGCUGUGGACUAUAGUGUGCGUCUUGCCUAUCGGGUGCAGAAGAAGAGAGGACAAUGGUCCGGCUGGAGAGCCCCCUCAGAAUAUCUCCACCCUGCGAUGAUUACAGUGGAGGUCCAUAGGAUGCUUGUCUCAGCUUUCGACUACAAGGCGAUUUUACGAGGCACUGCUAGCUUGAGUCUUCGAGUCGAUUUUCGACGCCGAAUAACCACUGAGCUUGCUCUUUUGGCACACAGAGCCCCGUUGGAGGCACAACUGAGCAAGGAGGAAACUACAUCGGAUUUCGGAUGGUACUUGAGUAUAACAUUGCAGUCGGGUCAGCUGAGGCUGAACGACUUGGUCAGCCCUAGUAUGGUUGCCUUGAUUUGGAGCCAGAGAAGAUUCACUUAUAUUGUCACCAUCCCGAGGCGAUUCUACGAGACAUGCCAGAAAGGAGUCACGAUCUGGCCGAUUUGGUCACGAACACUUUUUGUAUACGAUCGCAACUCUCCCUACAAAGCUCAAGCACACGAGUCCGAGUCAACCAAGCAACAGAAGCUAUCACCUGUCGGCCCUAUCACCAAAGAAGGCAUUGAGUAUCAGGAGACCUAUCUCAUCCAGAGGCUUCGGCCUCAGAAAUGCACCGAGUGUGGCAAAGUCUGCGAAGAUCUGGUCGGCUCAACUCCCACAUGCAACGUCACACUACCGAGAAGCCCCAUCAAUGCACGGAGUGCCCCAAAGAUUUCAAAACAACCUGGGAGCUCCAACAGCAUAUGA